UUCUCCCAGCCCUGCGAGGUGCGCAGGUUACUGGGCUCCUGGACAACUCCGAUGCCGCUCCAUCGAGGGUGGUGGAGAUCACGAAGGCGGAUAAAACCACGGCCCUAGAGCCGAAUCCCCUCUACGGGCCCUGGAUCGCCAAAGAUCAACAGGUCCUAUGAUAUCUACUCAAUUCCAUGUCUCCUGAAAUCCUUGCACAAGUCGUCGGGAAGGACUCCACCUACGAGCUCUGGACGACGGUGACAAAUCUCUUCGCCUCGCAACCACAAUCCCGGAUCACCAAUCUGAGGAUCGCCAUCACCAACACCAAGAAGGGCACCAUGUCGAGCUCGGCGUAUAUGGCAAAGAUGAAGAGCCUUGGGGAUGAACUUGCUGCUGCUGGGCGCCCUGUCUCUGACCCGGAGAUGGUGGACUACAUCCUGGCGGGACUUGAUCGCGACUACGACUCUGUGGUUGCAGCGAUCGGUGCUGUCAAGAACACUAUCACCGCCGACGACCUCUUCGCUCAGAUUUCUGCUUUUGAUCAGAGGAUGGAGAUGCUGGGUGAUUCAUCUUCAGGAGGAUUUCAUUCAUCGGCCAACGCAGUCUACAGAGGCCGUGGCCAGUCCCGCGGCAGACCCCGUGGGCGAGGAGGAAGGGGGCGCGGCCGUGGUGAUCGCGGUGACCGCGGUGACCGCCAGCCCUCUCCUGCAAACAGAGGCGGCGGAUUCAGAGGACGCCCUCGACAACAACAACAACAACAGGUGCGUGAACAAUAGCACGAUUACCCGGAAUGUCAGAUAUGCUAUAGGCACCAUCCAGGAGGCGCAUGUGUUUGCUGGUGGCGCUAUGAAGAGAACGAUCAGGAAGAGAAGGAGGUGCAUGCUGUCUCCUAUGGCGUAGAUACAAACUGGUACACCGACAGUGCAGCAACAAAUCACAUCACAGGUUAACUUGAGAAGCUGACAACACGGGAGAAGUACAAUGGAGGCGACCAAAUUCGCACGGCAAGCGGUUCUGGAUUUGAGAACAAGGAGAAUCAUUCUUAGAGGACGGUGCGUGGGAGGCCUCUAUCCACUUAUAUCAUCAUCAUCAUCUUCACGGUCAAAUAAGCAAGCCAACAUUGUCACCAAGCCAUCAUCAUCAAGGUGGCAUAGUCGUUUAGGUCAUCCAUCUUCAGUCAUAGUUAAAUACGUUCUUAGCAAAAAUAAACUCUCUUAUGAGAAUAGUGUUGAGUCAGUUUGUGAUCCGUGUCAACAAGCAAAAAGUCAUCAAUUACCUUAUUCCAUCUCUACUAGUGUGUCUACUGCUCCUCUACAACUCAUAUUUUCAGAUGUAUGGGGGCCAGCCCCUACUUCAGUUGGGAGAUUUUCUUAUUAUGUAAGCUUUAUUGAUGACUAUAGUAAAUUUACUUGGAUUUAUUUGUUAAAGAAACGGUCUGAUGUUUUCCAAGUCUUUCUCAAUUUCCAAAAUCUUGUUGAACGCAAACUGAACUCUAAAAUCAUUGCUAUGCAAAGUGACU
This is a messenger RNA of Triticum aestivum (bread wheat), 1501 nucleotides long. RefSeq lists its product as uncharacterized. The coding region runs from base 177 to 758 and encodes 193 amino acids. The record is from RefSeq and is a predicted model, not a curated record. The transcript has 2 exons. Lineage: Eukaryota; Viridiplantae; Streptophyta; Magnoliopsida; Poales; Poaceae.